Notolabrus celidotus (New Zealand spotty) is the source of this 2421-nucleotide messenger RNA. RefSeq lists its product as uncharacterized. NCBI's taxonomy places the organism in Eukaryota, Metazoa, Chordata, Actinopteri, Labriformes, Labridae. The transcript has 7 exons. The record is from RefSeq and is a predicted model, not a curated record. The coding region runs from base 578 to 1708 and encodes 376 amino acids.
CUGAAAAUUGUGUUACUCGCCUGAUGAUUCAUUGUGCUAUUAACAAUUUGUUUCUCAGCAGAAACUGUGUGGACGUCGCACACGCCCUGAGGAGAGCCGGACACGCCUACCGAUGAUUGGGUUAAAAUAGAAGUGGAGGGGGCGAGUCAGAGGAUGGUUGAAUGAUAAUUGUCACCUGCAGAAACCAGAAGGACAGGGAUUCAGGCGUUAAACAAACCUCUCCUCAGGCUGAUUCAAUCCGUGGCAGGGGGACCAGACUAACCUCACCUGGGCUUUGAUGCUUCCCUGCUGACGGUGCCCACAGUCAACCUUCCCAAGAAGCAACGUAAACAUCCAUGCAGGUUGGACACCUACCUCCUCUCAGACUGGAUGGACAUGACAAAAGGUUUCAAAAAAAAAAAUCUUCCUCCUCUUCAUUGUAACCUUCCUCUUCAUCAUCUUCAUUGAUAAGAGAACACCUGGGCUGUACAGUUACUUUCCAAAGACGCCAUGGCAUCCAAAGUUAUGCCCCAUAUGGACUUCUGUAAACACCAUCACCCCCCUGAACAACACCGAUCACUUCUUGGUGUCUGCCUUCAUGGACCAGAGAGCAAAAGGGUUUGAUAUCAGAAUUAUUGGCAUAUUCAAAAGAGACUCCAUCAAGCUUCUUUACUGCCUGUUCUGCUGUGAAGGCAAGAUAUCAAAGACAGUACCAUCAAAUGUUUUACAACAUUCUGACAACUUUGGUUAUCCCUUCACCGCCACGGAUGUCAUGUGUCCAAUUCCUGAAGACUGUGACGCUACGUAUGUCACUCUUCAGACUCAGCCAGAAAGAUCGAAGGCAUUAAACCAGAUGUGGCUUCCUAUAAGAAACCAGAAGACCAAAGGGAAGGAGGAGAAAAAGAUGCAGUUUAACUUCACUGUCUGCAUCUCCAGCCUGUUUGGAGAUUACAACAAUGUGCUUCAGUUUGCACAGACGCUGGAGAUGUACAGGUUGCUGGGUGUGGACAGGGUUGUCAUCUACAACACCAGCUGUGGCCCAGAACUGGAUCGCCUGUUGCGGAGCUACAGUAGGACCGGCUUCGUAGAAAUAGUUCCUUGGCCAAUCGACAUGAUAUUGAAUCCGUCUCGGGGCUGGCUCUUCUCUCGGAGUGGAGGAGACUUGCAUUACUUUGGUCAGCUAACCACACUUAAUGAAUGUGUGUACAGAUCCAUGGACAGGUCCCGUUACGUCAUGUUGAAUGACAUUGAUGAAAUUAUAAUGCCAUACAAACACAACAACCUGAUGUCUCUAAUGAACACGCUCCAACAGCAGAAUCCAAAGACAGGCGUGUUCCUUAUUGAGAACCAUAUCUUCCCCAAGAGACAUUUUGAGUCAAGUGGGAGGUUUCAUCUCCCUCAGUGGGACGGGGUGCCGGGAGUUAAUAUUCUGGAGCACAUCUACAAGGAAGACCCUGACAGAAAGACAUACCACCCGCACAAGCUAAUCGUUCAGCCGAGGUUGGUGGAGCAGGUUUCAGUGCAUGAAGUGCUCAAGACUUCCGGUGAAACAUUCCAUGUUCCACCAGAUGUCUGCAGGAUCAUUCACAUCCGUGGGCCUCUGAGGGGGCUAAAGUUUGAACAGCUCAAAGAGGACAAACGGCUUUGGGACUUCCACAAAAAACUGAUUCCCAAUGUGGACAAUGCACUGAAGAGAGCGGGGCUGCUGAGAUCAGAGAGGCACAGAUGAUGAAUGGGAUGGACAGGUUGAAACUCCUCCAGCAGGUUGAAUUGAAAGUGGGCAGAGAGCGUGAGGACCAUUGCUUUUUUUAAUCUGUUGUCAUUUGUUGUUGGAAAUCGGCCAUCACACUCUCCGCCCACUACUGAAUCAUGCUUUCAGAACAGUGGUGCAUGAACAGAUUUUAUUACAGUCCAUCCAACAAUAGUCAAGACAUUUUGAUCGAAACCUACUAGACUGGUUUUGUGAUACUUCAGUCUGGACACAAAAGCACCAUUCCUAGCGUUACUUGAAAAAACACAUGUUAACAACUUCCAUGUAAGCACGCACAUAAAUGGAGACACAGUAGCAGUUGCAAGUUUCCAUCCAAAUGCAGCAAAUUUUAACCAAAGUUUACAAAUAUCUGCAAAAGGAAAUGUGAGUGUAUUCAGAAAUGGUACAUUAAGUGAAUAUUUAUUUAUACAUACACUGUAAAUCCUUUUUUAUUUGAUGUAUUUAUUGUGUUGCUAGGCCGUAAGGGCACUGGAAUCUUAUCUAGCAUGUCAUUAUUUAUGUUUGUGACCAUAGUUUUAAACCUUUUGCAACAUUUUGAUUUCUUUCUCAAAUUUUCGCUGUUUCCACUUACAUUUGUCCUUUUCUCUAUACAACAAAAAACUCAGAGAGCACUUAGAACAGGUGGAUGAAAACCCACCUUGUGUUGUCUCAGGCUGCUUGUGAAAAUAAUA